GUAGGUUAGAGUUGGGCUGUCGUAUCUGUUCUACUAUUAAUCUUGGUUAAGAUGUUGUCAUGCAUUUGGGUCAGUUAUUCUGAAAUGCGUUGCUAUCAGCACAUAUAAAGCAUUCACGUUCUCAGUCAGUCGUUCUUUCUACCGUGGUGUGUGUAUGAGCGGCGUUGCCGACAAGAGAAAGCCCGUGCUGGAUUGUUGCGGAGGGCUGAAUAACGUGGAUUACAGUAAGGUGGACAUGUCAGUAAUGGAGGAUGUUCUGAAGCACAUAGACUUCUAUGACCCCAGGUUCUGUGUUGCUGUCAUCGCCAUCAUCUUCAACCCUUUCUUCUGGAAUGUGGUGGCGCGUUGGGAGCAUCGUACGAGAGGUCUGACCAGACUGUUUGGGGGUCCCUAUCUGGCCUGCUACUGCCUAGGCACCCUCAUCAUCCUCCUCAAUGUCUACCGCAGCCACAGUAUGACAGUGGCGAUGAAGGCCCAGGCGAGGUGGGAGGUGAUGGCCAGCCCAGAGGUGUUCUACGCGGGGGCAGCUCUCAUGGCCCUGGGCUCUGUCUUGGUGGUCACCAGCUUCCUGGCUCUCGGAUUCACUGGGACCUUCCUGGGUGACUAUUUUGGGAUCCUGAUGGAAGAGAAAGUGAAAGGUUUCCCCUUCAAUGUAACUGAGAACCCUAUGUACUGGGGCAGCACUGCCAACUAUCUGGGACUCGCAUUCAUCUCACCUCUAAUGCGAUGGCUGAAACUGCUUAUCUUUGACGAGGCGUUUGAUGUCAGCUGGCAGAGAAGACGACGCUACUCACAGCUGGUUUUCCAGGAAUGCCAGUCCGGUGGGGUUGGUGCUGACAGCAGUGGUAGCCAUUUCAUACAAAGUGGCCAUCAUCUUUGAGGGACCUUUCACCGAGGAUAUCUAUCGACAGAGAGCACAGUGCUGCAAGCACAAAUAAAGAGGAAGGAUGGACUGUGUUUGUCCAAGGAUCAUACCUACAGAUCAGAGACUACCAGACUGACUACCAGGCCACACACCACAUCAGCCUGCUGCACAGAGCACGAGAGGUGGGCUAGAGAGAAGGGAGGUGUUUUUGCCUUUCUGGCAAAGAUCAAGUACACAGUCUUCCUCCUGGCCCAAUUCCAAGAUAUUCUACUUCUCUUUAUAAAAACUUUGAUCCCUGCUUGCACUAUUUUAAUAGCAAGUUUUAACAAUGCAAGGGCUGGAUCAAUGGUUUUCAGCUUUUAAAUGGAAUGCGCUGUAGUUUUCAUAUUUCACACUAUUUAGUCGUGUAGUUGACAUUUUUAUCUCAAAAGCCAAUGACAAUCAUUCCAUAAUGUCUUCUGCAUGGCUAUGUUGGCAGAGUCCCAUGUAUCUCAAUGAAACUGUAAAUACAGAUCUGAUCCCAUAA
Messenger RNA from Salvelinus fontinalis (brook trout), 1391 nucleotides. It is a transcript of the gene pemt, whose product is annotated as phosphatidylethanolamine N-methyltransferase. The coding region runs from base 155 to 880 and encodes 241 amino acids. Lineage: Eukaryota; Metazoa; Chordata; Actinopteri; Salmoniformes; Salmonidae. The record is from RefSeq and is a predicted model, not a curated record. The transcript is spliced from 8 exons. Gene Ontology annotation, biological process: phosphatidylcholine biosynthetic process. Gene Ontology annotation, molecular function: phosphatidylethanolamine N-methyltransferase activity.